Messenger RNA from Brassica oleracea var. oleracea, 1148 nucleotides. Its product is annotated as lectin-like protein At5g03350. The coding region runs from base 9 to 824 and encodes 271 amino acids. The record is from RefSeq and is a predicted model, not a curated record. Gene Ontology annotation, molecular function: carbohydrate binding. The transcript has a single exon. Lineage: Eukaryota; Viridiplantae; Streptophyta; Magnoliopsida; Brassicales; Brassicaceae.
AGACAAUAAUGCAGGUUCAAAAACUCUGUUUUCUUGCUCUCUUCUUGGCUCACACCGCUUCAGCCGUCAAUCUCAGCCUCGAAACCUCGAACAUAGCCUUCCUCGGAGACGCAGAGCUCGGUCCUGCUUCAGAUGGCGUGAAUCGCUCGGGAGCUCUCUCCAUGACCCGAGACGAAAACCCUCUCUCCCACGGCCAAGGCCUUUGGGCCACUCCAGUCCCUUUCAAGCCUUCUUCAAACACUUCUUCUUCUCUUCCUUACCCAUUCGAGACUUCUUUCGUUUUCUCCAUCACUCCUCGCACCGAACCAGCUCCAGGGCACGGCCUCGCCUUCAUCGUGGUCCCAGCUCUCGACAACAGCGGCGCAGGACCCGCUGGCUACCUCGGAAUCCUCAACAAAACCAACAAUGGCGAUGCGAAAAACCAUGUUUUCGCUGUCGAGUUCGAUGUUUAUAAGGACAAGCAACUUGGAGACAUGAAUGAUAACCAUGUCGGUGUAGAUGUCAACUCUCUGACUUCUGUUGUGGCCGAGAGAGCUGGUUAUUGGGUUCAUUUAGUGAUAGGGCGAACGAAAAUGUGGAGGUUCAAGGAGGUGGAGCUGAGCAAUGGAGAGAGGUACAAGGCUUGGAUUGAGUAUAGAGACUCUAAUGUUUCAGUUACUCUCGCGCCAGAAGCUGUCACGAAACCCAAGAAGCCUUUGAUCGUUGCGCAGUUAGAUCUCUCUGAGGUUUUUCUCGAAAACAUGUACGCUGGUUUUGCCGGUGCCAUGGGACGUGGCGUUGAGCGUCACGAUAUUUGGAGCUGGAACUUCCAGAACAGCGCCUAGAACACUUAAACUAGUGUUCUGUUCGCUUUAAGUUUGUUUGUACUUCUUUUACUCAUAAACCUGAGUUUAAUAAUUAGAAAAAAGUUGUCGCUCGAUGCAUUGAAUUUACAUACUAGUGGCCAAAUCUACUCUGCAGGCACUUUGUCGUUAUGAUGACUUUCUAUUUCUAAAACAAUAUUGUCACUUUCAAAAAUCACAAACUGAUGGAAAGCAGAGAAGUUACGUUUGAGUAGAAGAAUAUCAAAUGGAAACAACAUCUCAUUACAGUGGACAGAUGAGAGUGUUUGACUAAGAAGUCCAAUAUAAAAAAAAAAAAAAAAAAAA